UUCCGGAUGUUAUAGGACGAGGACGGAGGAGAAGGAAGUGUUCAACUAAUUAUAUUAUGACACUUAGUAAUCUCGGUAAUCUCUGGUUCGAUGAGAGGAUUUUCAAAGAGAAAAAAAGUAGAGACCAUUGUGGAAUAUGACACGUGGCGGAAGAUCAACGGGGGAGUAUACAUCAUGCUGGUUGUGGUUGUACGUUUGGGGUAGUUGAAUCAUUUUAGUUAUUGGACUGCGAAGGAAUACCAGGAGGGUAUGCCCAUAGACAAAGUUAAGGGCUCAAUAGAAAAUAAGCCUAAAACCCAAGUUGUAAAUAUUGACAAUGAUAUUCCUGGUGUAUCUUGUAAGCAACCACGUAAAGGACGUAACGACAGAAGGAGCUGGUGGUGGAAAAAACGAACUUCAACAAAGCCAGCAAUAUUGAUCAAUAAGAUAAGAUUCCAGGGUUGCGUCAUGCGUGAGCGAAUUUUCCAAGCUCAGCUGCCUCAGUAUUCACCAAUAAGUUCACAAGUCACACAAAGCUAAGCAAACGUAAACAUUGUCGAUUGAAAAUGGAGCAAAGCAAAGGCAGGAGAGUGAUCCUCUUCCCGAUGCCCUUCCAAGGGCACAUAAACCCUAUGCUGGAACUGGCCAAAAUUCUGCAUUCCAAAGGCUUCUCCAUAGCCAUCAUCUACACCAACGUCAACUCCCUCAAUCCUUCAACCCUAAACCCAAACUUCACCUACCAUUCAAUCCCUGUUGACUUGACAGAAAACGAGGCGUCCAUCAAGGAUCCCACCCUUCGUCUUUCUAUUCUAAAUGCUAAAUGUGUUGAGCCUUUCAGAGAAUGCUUGUCCGGGUUGUUAUCCGACGACGUUAAUUCGGAGGACCCCGUUGCAUGCUUGAUCUCGGAUCCUCUCUUCGAUUUCACUCGAUCGGUUGCGGAGAGCUUUAAGCUGCCGAGGAUCGUGUUAAGAACAGGGGGUGCCGCUUCCUUGGCUGUUUUUGCUGCAUUUCCACUUCUCAAGGAAAAAGGUUACCUACCAAUACCAGAUUCUCGACUAGAAGAGCUGGUGACGGAGCUUUCACCUAUCAAAGUUAAAGACCUACGUGCAGCGAUGCCCAAUUGCGACCCUGAAGAUUUCUAUCGAGUGAUAACCAACAUGGUAAAUGAAACCAAGGCUUCCCAUGGACUCAUCUUCAACACUUUUGAAGAUCUUGAAGGACAAGCACUUGCCACAAUUCGCCAAGAACAUUACCCCAAUAUUCCAAUUUUCUCACUAGGUCCAUUUCACAAGUGCGGCCCAACAACCUCUUCUUCUUCAACUAGCUUAUUAUCACCAGACCAAAGUUGCAUUUCAUGGCUAAACACUCAAGCGCAAAAAUCUGUUGCUUAUGUUAGCUUUGGGAGCGUUGCCAAGAUAGAUCACGCUCAAUUUUUGGAGAUUGCUUGGGGGUUGGCCAAUAGUGGCCAACCCUUUUUGUGGGUGGUUCGACCCGGAUUAGUUCAAGAGUCGGACUGGCAUGAAACAUUGCCUAACGGAUUUCUAGAAGCAUUGUACGAAAGAGCCCAUAUCGUGAAAUGGGCUCCACAAAAAGAAGUGUUGGCCCACCCUGCAGUUGGAGCCUUUUGGACUCACUGUGGUUGGAAUUCUACAUUGGAGAGCAUUUGUGAAGGGGUCCCCAUGAUUUGCACGCCGUGUUUCGGUGAUCAAAUGGUGAAUGCAAGAUUUGUGAGUGAUGUUUGGAAGGUAGGGCUGCAAUUGGAGCAUGGGAUUGAGAGAGGUGAGGUUGAAAGAACAAUUAGAAGACUAAUGGUUGAGAAAGAAGGGGUAGAGAUCAAAGAGGGAGCCCUAAAUUUGAUGGAAAAGGCAAAGCAUUGCCUGAAAGAAGGUGGCUCUUCGUACCUAUCUUUGGAUGGCUUGGUUAAACACAUUUUAUCGUUAUAAAUCGUUUGUUUAAGAGAGUCAGUAUUAGCUAUUCAAUAAAAUAAAAAAAAUAAAGGCUUUUAGUAAUGUA
Pyrus x bretschneideri (Chinese white pear) is the source of this 1992-nucleotide messenger RNA. RefSeq names its product UDP-glycosyltransferase 76F1-like. Bases 546 to 1922 code for a protein of 458 amino acids. NCBI's taxonomy places the organism in Eukaryota, Viridiplantae, Streptophyta, Magnoliopsida, Rosales, Rosaceae. The transcript is spliced from 2 exons. Gene Ontology annotation, molecular function: UDP-glycosyltransferase activity. The record is from RefSeq and is a predicted model, not a curated record.